This is a messenger RNA of Alligator sinensis (Chinese alligator), 6013 nucleotides long. RefSeq names its product nucleoporin 188 (gene NUP188). Gene Ontology annotation, cellular component: nuclear pore inner ring. The transcript is spliced from 46 exons. Gene Ontology annotation, molecular function: structural constituent of nuclear pore. Gene Ontology annotation, biological process: RNA export from nucleus; protein import into nucleus. The record is from RefSeq and is a predicted model, not a curated record. Lineage: Eukaryota; Metazoa; Chordata; Crocodylia; Alligatoridae. The coding region runs from base 59 to 5359 and encodes 1766 amino acids.
CGUGACGCGGGUGCCGGCCCGAGCGGCGGGUAACGGGUCACGUGAGAGGGGCGCGAAGAUGGCGGCCGGCGGGCUGUGCGCGAGGAGUAGCAGAGAACUGUGGACCAUUCUGCUGGGCAGAUCGGCUUUGAGGGAGACGGCUCAGAUUGCAGCAGAGUUGAACAAACAUUGGCAGAGGCUACUAGAGGGGCUCUCAUACUACAAGUCUCCCAGUUCAAGUUCAGCAGAAAAAGUAAAAGCUGACAAAGAUGUGGCUGCUCCAUUAAAGGAACUGGGCUUAAGGGUCAGCAAGUUCUUGGGUCUGGAUGAAGAACAGAGUGUACAGUUGCUACAGUGUUAUCUUCAGGAAGAUUACAGGGGCACCAGGGAUUCACUGAAGACUGUUCUGCAGGAUGAAAGACAGAGUCAGGCUCUGAUGCUGAAGCUGGCUGACUAUUACUAUGAAGAAAGGGUCUGCAUUCUGUGCUGUGUCCUCCACCUCCUUACUUAUUUUCAGGAUGAGAGGCACCCUUACAUGGCACAAUACUCCCAGUGUGUUGAAAAGCUGGAAAAGGAACUGGUUCCUAAUUAUAGGAAACAGUUUGAAGAGCUGUACAAAGCAGAAGCUCCUACUUGGGAAACGCAUGGAAAUCUCAUGACAGAGCGCCAGGUAUCCCGCUGGUUUGUGCAGUGCCUCCGUGAGCAAUCCAUGCUUUUGGAAGUCAUCUUUCUUUACUAUGCUUACUUUGAAAUGGCGCCUGAUGAACUGUUGGCAUUUGCCAGGAUGUUCAGAGAUCAGGGAUUUGGCUCUAGACAGACCAAUAGGCACUUGGUAGAUGAAAGCAUGGAUCAUCUGGUGGAUCGUAUUGGCUACUUCAGUGCUCUUAUUCUUGUGGAGGGCAUGGAAAUUGACUCCCUGCAUGAACGUGCUUUGGAUGAUAGAACAGAAGAACAUAAGUUAGCCAAUAAUGGGCAUGUUCACCAGCAGGAAAUGGACCGUCUACUGCUGACAUUAGGGGAUGUUUCGCAUAAUGCCCCUGUUCUCUUGGCCUGGGCUUUGCUUCGCCAUACAAUAAGCCCAGAAGAGUCAACAAAUGUAAUCAGGCGAAUGGGGAGUACCGCUAUUCAGCUUAAUGUGUUCCAGUAUCUGACCAAACUUCUCCGAUCGCUUAGCAGUGGGGGGAAGAAUAUCACGGAUUCCCAAACUGUGUGUACCGCCAGCACCGCUUGCAUGUGUAUUUAUGGGUUGCUUUCCUUUGUCCUGACCUCACUGGAGUUACGUACACUAGGCAAUCAGCAGGAUAUAAUUGAUGCUGCAUGUGAAGUUCUAGCAGCUUCCAGCAUUCCCCAGCUCUUCUGGAGGACAGAGCCAACUGCAGGUCUUGGCAUUAUCCUGGACAGUGUGUGUGGGAUGUUCCCCCAUCAUCUCUCUCCUCUCCUUCAGCUACUCCAAGCCCUUGUGUCAGAUAAAUCUACUGCAAAAAAGGUGUAUAGCUUCCUGGAUAAAAUGUCCUUCUACAUUGAGUUGUACAAGAACAAACCCCCUGAUGUGAUUUCACAUGAAGAUGGCACCCUUUGGCGAAAGCAGGCACCAAAGCUCCUCUAUCCUCUGGGGCUCGGUCAGACAAACUUGCGAAUACCUCAGGGAACAGUGGGCCAAGUAAUUCUGGAAGAUCGGGGGUACCUUGUACGAUGGGAAUAUUCCUACAGCAGCUGGACGUUGUUCACUUGUGAGAUUGAGAUGCUGCUCCACGUUGUAUCAACUGCAGAUGUGAUUCAGCAUUGCCAGAGGGUCAAGCCAGUCAUUGACCUGGUACACAAAGUCAUCAGCACUGAUGUGUCAGUAGCCGACUGUCUUCUCCCAAUCACAUCGCGGAUCUACAUGUUGUUGCAAAGGUUAACAACUGUGAUUUCUCCCCCUGUGGAUGUUAUUGCAUCCUGCGUCAACUGUUUGACUGUACUUGCUUCUCGGAUGCCAGCCAAGGUUUGGACUGACCUUCACCAUACAGGGUUCUUACCAUUUGUUGCUAAUCCAGUUUCCAGUAUGAGUCGCAUGAUUAGUGCUGAGGGAAUGAAUGCAGGAGGUUAUGGCAACCUGUUGAUGAGUAUAGAACAGCCUCAGGGAGAGUACUGUGUCACCAUCUCCUUUCUACACUUAAUCACUACUCUUGUCCGUGGACAGCUUGGCAGCACACAGAGCCAAGGACUGAUGCCCUGUAUCGUGUUUGUAUUGAAGGAGAUGCUGCCAAACUACCACAAAUGGCGCUAUAACUCCCAUGGAGUGAGAGAGCGAAUUGGGUGUCUGAUCCUGCAGCUGAUCCAUGCUAUUUUGAACCUGUGCCUUGAAAUGGAUCCUCAUAGCAGCAGUGCCCCCAGCCUUCAGUCUUUAUGCAUUUUCAGCCUGGCUAACACAGAAGCAGGGCAGGCUGUCAUUAACAUCAUGGGCAUUGGUGUGGACACCAUUGAUAUGGUAAUGGCUUCACAGUCCAGUAGUUGCACUCACUCAUUGGAGAAUUUCAAGGGAACUACAGUCAUUGCAAAUUUGUGGAAUGAUGAGUCGCUGGGCCAGGGCCAGCUGCUGAUCCAGACGGUUAAGUUGGCAUUCUCAGUCACUAAUAACGUCAUCCGGUUGAAACCUCCUUCUAGUGUGGUAUCCCCACUUGAACAGGCUCUCACACAGCAUGGUGCUCAUGGGAACAAUUUGAUUGCUGUCUUGGCCAAAUACAUCUACCACAAGCAUGACCCAGCACUACCACGCCUUGCCAUCCAGCUGCUUAAACGACUGGCUACGGUUGCUCCUAUGUCUGUGUAUGCCUGCCUUGGCAGUGAUGCUGCUGCUAUCCGUGAUGCUUUCCUGACUCGUCUUCAGAGUAAGAUUGAGGACAUGCGCAUUAAAGUCAUGAUCUUGGAAUUCCUCACAGUUGCUGUAGAGACACAACCUGGGCUUAUUGAGUUGUUCCUGAACCUGGAAGUGAAAGAUGGGGACGAUGGGUCAAAGGAAUUCAGCUUGGGGGAAUGGAGUUGCCUCCAGGUGAUCCUGGAGCUGAUAGACUCUAAGCAGCAGGAAAGAUAUUGGUGUCCUCCCCUCUUGCACCGUGCUGCCAUUGCGUUCCUACAUGCUCUGUGGCAGGACCGUCGGGAUAGUGCUAUGCUUGUUCUGCGGACCAAGCCCAAGUUUUGGGAAAAUUUAACCAACCCCCUGUUUGGGAUCCUUGCUUCCCCUUCAGAAACAUCAGAGCUCAGUGUCUUGGACACCUGUGCCUUAAUCAUGAAAAUCAUCUGCCUGGAGAUCUACUAUGUAGUCAAGGGCUCACUGGACCAGUCCCUAAAAGAUACCUUGAGGAAAUUCUCUAGCGAAAAGCGCUUUGCUUACUGGUCAGGAUAUGUGAAGUCACUGGCACAUCAUGUGGCAGAGACAGAGGGUACCAGCUGUGCCUCCCUGACAGAAUAUCAAAUGCUGAUUUCAGCCUGGCGGAUGCUGCUGAUCAUCUCUACCAGUCAUGCAGAUAUAAUGCAUCUGACUGAUUCUGCAGUCCAUCAGCAGCUGUUUCUGGAUGUGCUAAGUGGAACCAAGGCUUUACUGCUGGUUCCCAUGUCAGUAUCCUGCCUGCAGCUGGGAUCUAUGCUAUGCACCCUUCUUCUGAUUCUGCUCAGACAGUGGAAAAGUGAAUUGAAUUCUGUGGAUAAAAUCAUAAACUCCUUGACGCAGAUUUUGGAGGGAGUAUUGCAGGCGGAUCAGCAGAUGAUGGAGAAGACCAAGACCAAGGCCAAAGUGUUCUCUGCUCUCAUCACUGUCCUGCAGAUGAAGGAGAUGAAAGUGAGUGAGAUCCCACAGUACUCCCAGUUGGUGAUGAGUGUUUGUGAGACAAUCCAAGAUGAGGUAAUUGCGCUGUUUGAUCAGACGAGGCACAACUUGACUUCUGGAGACUCAGCAGAUGACAAGGACAGUAUGGAAACAGAUGAUGUCUCCCGAGUUAAACACAAGGACCAGCGAGAUGGGGUCUGUGUUCUGGGGCUGCAUCUGGCAAAGGAACUCUGUGAAAUAGAUGAAGAUGGAGAUUACUGGCUGCAGGUUACUAGAAAGGUCCCUGUACUUCCCACUACUUUCACAGCCUUGGAAAUCAGCCUGAGAGUCAAACAGAACCUUCAUUUCACAGAGGCCUCGUUGCAUCUACUCUUUACCUUAGCUAGGACACAACAGGGAGCUGCAGCUGUGGCUGGAGCAGGUGUCACGCAGAGUGUCUGCCUGCCCCUCCUGAGUGUAUAUCAGCUUAGCAGUAAUGGAACAAUUCAGACGCCUGCCUCAUCCCGGAAAUCUCUGGAUGCCCCCUCUUGGCCUGGGGUCUAUCGUCUCUCUAUGUCAUUGAUGGAGCGCCUUCUGAAGACACUUCGGUACAACUUCCUGACAGAGGCACUGGACUUUGUGGGUGUCCAUCAAGAGAGGAUUCUCCAAUGCCUGAAUGCAGUACGGACUGUGCAGAGCUUGGCCUGUCUGGAAGAAGCUGAUCACACUGUUGGCUUCAUUCUUCAGCUCUCCAAUUUUAUCAAAGAGUGGCAUUUUCACCUGCCACAGCUCAUGAGGGACAUGCAGGUGAACUUGUGUUACCUGUGCCAAGCCUGUACUUCCCUUCUGCAUAGCCGCAAAAUGCUUCAGCACUAUCUACAGACAAAAAAUGGGGACUCCCUUCCCUCAGGUGUGACACCUCGAGUGCAGCGCACCUCUCAGACCUCCUCCAGGCAUCCAAACCCUGAAUCAGAGGCUGCAGAGCAGAAGGCCCUGCGCACAGUGCAGUACAGUCUCCUGAAAAUCCUUAGCAAAUCACUGGCUGCCCUGCGCCACUUCACUCCUGACCUCUGCCAGAUCCUCCUUGAUCAGUCACUGGACCUUGCUGAGUACAACGUGCUCUUUGUUCUGAGUUUCACCACACCAGCCUUUGAUUCAGAUGUCGCUCCCUCCUUUGGGACCCUCCUGGCCACAGUCAACGUGGUUCUUAACAUGCUGGGCGAGCUGGAUAAGAAGAAGGAGCCCUUCCCUCAAGCUGUAGGGCUGAAUACGCAAGAGGGGACCAAAACUCUUAAGUCCCUGCUCAUGUUUACAAUGGAAAACUGUUUCUACCUGCUCAUCUCCCAGGCUGUUCGGUACUUGAAGGAUCCAGCUGUGCAUCCACGAGACAAGCAGCGAAUGAAGCAGGAGCUCAGUUCGGAGCUGAGUACGCUGCUCUCCAGCCUGUCUCGUUACUUCCGCCGUGGUGGUCCCUCUUCUCCUGCCAGUGGGGUCCUUCCUUCCCCCCAGGGAAAGUCUGCCUCCAAGUUUGGUCCUGAGGGGCAGGAGCCUUUGAUCCAACUGGUGCAAGCCUUUGUCAGACAUGUGCAGAGAUAGGUUCUGUACUUCCACUGCCUCCCUUUUCAGGAUUCACACCAGAACUACAUAUUUCCACAACAGAAGGUACCACGCUUGGCAGGACUUGUGAUGAGGACUGAGGGAGAGCUGGACGAUACUCUAAAUUGAGCAAGAACACCAGCCAGUGAGAUCCCAUUGAACCUGACUAGCAGAGUGAAUGAAAGGUCCAAGAGUAGAGCCCUUUCAAAGGAACUGAUCAGUCCCUACAGCCACCCUGCCUGGCUGGGUACAAGUGCUGAGUGUGCAAACCUGUUAUUUUAAUAGCUUGUACCUCAGCAGAAGCAGCUGGGUGGGGAGAGGAGGCAACUUUUCUAUCUUCCUCUGGGCAUUAACUUUGCUCUUACUACAAGCUGCACAAGAUGCAAUCUUCCUUUCCCCAGCAGUGAGGUACAGUCAAGGGAUCAGCCAGCAAUCUUUCUACUGCUAUUUUUGUAUUGAACAGUGCAAGGCAAGGUGAUGCGUGUGCGUGCGUGUGCGUGCUCCCUCCUCCUGUCAGUUUGUGCGUUCUGUAUAUUUCAGAAGAUUAGAACACCACCUCACCCAGAAAAAGUUUUUAAGUCAAAAUUCCAUUGCUCCUUUCUUGCAAGUUUUUGUAACCAUGCCCUAUUUAUACUGAUAUUAAAACAUUUAUAG